Drosophila bipectinata is the source of this 1856-nucleotide messenger RNA. Its product is annotated as protein disulfide-isomerase A5. Gene Ontology annotation, molecular function: protein disulfide isomerase activity. Gene Ontology annotation, biological process: protein folding. NCBI's taxonomy places the organism in Eukaryota, Metazoa, Arthropoda, Insecta, Diptera, Drosophilidae. Gene Ontology annotation, cellular component: endoplasmic reticulum. The record is from RefSeq and is a predicted model, not a curated record.
UCCAAGCCACCUAUCGAUAGACUCGCCUCUCCGUUCCACGUCUUCUACCUGUAGUUUUCCGGAAAAAUAAAAAUGCUGCAUUGAAUCUGUAUGAAACCUGCAAUCUCGCAGAGCCCACUGGAAAUAAUAGCUUCAAGUACACAAAGUUAGUCCAGUAAGUCGAUAGUUUGUGAGACCACCAUGGGGAUCUCAACCCAGCUUGUUGUGCUCCUCCUGUUGACGGCACUUGUUGCCGCUAAGACAAAAACAUCACCGGUCCAGGACGACAUUGCCGAGUACAAGGACUUCAAGAAGCUGCUACGCACCAAGAACAAUGUCCUGGCACUGUACGUGACCAGUGCCAAGGCUGCUGCUGCCGAACUGAAAGUAUUUCGGGAAGCUGCGGAGGCGAUACGAGGAACGGGGACGAUGCUACUUUUAGACUGUGGUCAAGCGGAUCGCAAGAAGCUGUGCAAAAAGCUCAAGGUAUCCCCAGAUCCCUAUGCUAUUAAGCACUACAAGGACGGGGACUACCACAAGGACUACGACCGGCAACUAAGUGUAGCUUCAAUGGUUACGUUCAUGCGGGAUCCCUCUGGAGAUUUGCCCUGGGAGGAGGACCCCGCCGGUGAUGAUGUCCUGCACUUUAGCGACGCAGGCUCGUUUACGAAACACCUGCGGAAGGACAUCCGCCCCAUGCUGGUCAUGUUUCAUGUGCCGUGGUGUGGUUUCUGCAAGAAAAUGAAGCCAGAUUAUGGCAAGGCAGCAACGGAACUAAAGGCCAAGGGAGGGUAUUUGUUGGCGGCGAUGAACGUUGAGCGGCAGGAAAACGCUCCCAUUCGCAAGUUGUUCAACAUAACUGGCUUCCCUACUCUUAUUUACUUUGAAAAUGGCAAGCUGCGCUUCACCUACGAAGGGGACAACACAAAGGAUGCCCUUGUCGCUUUUAUGCUAAACCCAAAUGCCAAGCCCACGCCGAAGCCUAAGGAGCCGGAAUGGUCGGCAGAUACAAACUCCGAAAUAGUGCACCUUACCAACCAGGGCUUUGAGCCUGCGCUGAAGGAUGAGAAGUCGGCUCUGGUCAUGUUCUAUGCUCCCUGGUGCGGGCACUGCAAGCGCAUGAAGCCUGAGUAUGAAAAGGCCGCUCUGGAAAUGAAGCAGCAGAAGAUUCCUGGACUGUUGGCUGCCCUGGACGCCACGAAGGAGCAAUCUGUGGCUGAGAAAUACAAGGUGAAGGGCUACCCCACAGUGAAGUUUUUCUCGUACGGGGUCUUCAAGUUCGAAGUUAAUGUUCGAGACGCAUCGAAAAUUGUCGAGUUUAUGCGGAAUCCGAAAGAGCCGCCACCACCGCCACCGCCAGAGAAGAACUGGGAGGAGGAGGAGGACAGCAAGGAGGUACUGUUCCUUGAUGAAGAAACUUUCAGCACGACCCUGAAGCGAAAGAAGCACGCACUGGUGAUGUUCUAUGCUCCCUGGUGUGGCCACUGCAAGAGCACUAAGCCGGAGUUCACUGCAGCCGCCACUGCUUUGCAGGAUGAUCCUCGCGUGGCGUUUGCGGCCGUGGACUGUACGAAGCAGGCUGCUCUCUGCGCCAAGUACAGUGUUCGCGGCUAUCCCACCAUUUUAUACUUCUCUUACCUUAAAACCAGGCUGGACUACAACGGUGGGCGCACCAGCAAGGACUUUAUCGCGUUCGUGAACAACCCGCCGAGUGCGGUAGAUCGUAGUGAACUGUGACAAGACUAGAUAUCUAUACUUGAAUCUCGGCAAUCUCUAAUUUUGUAUUAAUUGUGUAUUAUACUGAUAUCGUUACUAAUCAACCUAUUAGUCGUCAAAUUCUGAAUUAUUUUAUUAUAAAACUAAUCUAAAAAUGGUAU